Molecule: messenger RNA, 2590 nt
Organism: Corvus hawaiiensis (hawaiian crow)
Lineage: Eukaryota; Metazoa; Chordata; Aves; Passeriformes; Corvidae
Gene: AADAC
Product: arylacetamide deacetylase
Exons: 5
Coding region: 143-1354 (403 amino acids)
Cellular component (GO): membrane
Molecular function (GO): carboxylic ester hydrolase activity
Source: RefSeq, a predicted model, not a curated record
CUGCCCCGGGUGAUACGACAAGAAAUCGCCUCCUGGCCGGGCCCCAAGCAAAACACGGGAUUAACUUUGCCCUGUGCUGGCUGGUGGCUGUUGGGAGGCGGUGAGAGCUGCUCCUACCAGCGCCGGAGCGGAGCCUGCAAGGAUGGGGGCCCGGCUGCUCUGCCUCUGCCUGCUCACUGCCCUCCUCGGCUACUACAUCUACACCCCGCUCCCCGAGGACCUGGCGGAGCCCUGGAAAGUGAUGCUCGUCUCGGCUGCCUUCAGGGCCGUGGGGCACCUGUCCGAGGCAGCUGAUCUGCUGGGGCUGAUGCACUACAUGGAGGGCAUGAGGCUCAUCACAGUUCUCGAGCUUGUUUCUCCCUCACCCGAUGAAAAUGUCACUGUGACGGACACAAAGUUCAACAACGUCCCUGUCCGCCUGUACCUGCCCAGGAGGGCACCUGCUGGGCUCAGGAGGGCCAUGGUCUACUUCCACGGUGGGGGGUGGUGCCUGGGAGAUGCAGGCAUGAAAUCCUAUGAUCACAUAUCACGGCGGAUUUCGAACGAGCUAAAUGCUGUCGUGGUGUCAGUCAACUACCGUUUGGCACCUCAGCACCAUUUCCCUGUCCAGUUUGAAGACGUGUACUCGGUGACCAAGUUCUUCCUCCAGAGCAAGGUCCUGUCCCAGUACGGGGUGGACCCCGCGCGGGUCUGCGUGGCCGGGGACAGCGCCGGGGGCAACCUGGCCGCGGCCGUGGCACAACAGCUGUUGGACGACCCUGAAGUCAAAACCAAGCUCAAAGCUCAAAUUUUGCUCUACCCUGCUCUGCAGGCCCUGGACCUGAAUCUGCCGUCCUACCGAGACAAUGACAACAAGCCGCUCUUGCCCAGGUCGCUGAUGGUCAGGCUCUGGAGCGAGUAUUUCACGUCGGACCCCGCCCUCAGGGAGGCCAUGGCCUCCAACAGGCACGUCCCCGCCGACUCCGGCCACUUGUUCCAGUUUGUGAACUGGAGCCGCUUGCUGCCCGCGGAGAUGCGGAAGGCGCACGAGUACGGCGGGCCUGCGGUCGGCGGCGCGGGGCUGGCACACGGGCACCGCGGGUUCCUGGACCCGCGCGCGUCCCCGCUGCUGGCCAGCGAUGCCCGGCUGCACGGCCUGCCCCCCGCCUACAUCCUCACCUGCGAGCACGACGUGCUGCGGGACGACGGGGUGAUGUACGCGCAGCGGCUCCGCGCCGCCGGCGUGCCCGUCACGCACCACCACGCCAAGGACGCCUUCCACGGGGCCAUGAUGUUCGUCGUGUGGCCGUUCGAGCUGGCUGUGGGGCACCGGCUCUUCAGCACAUGCAUGGACUGGCUGAGUGAGAAUCUGUGAGCUGGAAACGGUGCCCUAUUCGCCCUCCUCACACCUGCCAGGUGUGACUGGGGGCAUAGGAGCUGUGCUGGAUUUUGGCCGUGAUUGCUGUCUCCCUUGCGAUGCCCACAGGGUUGGGACUGGAGCGUUUCCCAUCUUCUCUGGCAGAAAUCAGGCUGAUCCUAACCCACGUGUUCUUCCAGUGCUGUCAUCUGAGCCUCAAACCCCCAGACUGCCAGGACUGCCCUGGGGUUCCUCUUCUGGCCCUGCAGCCUCUGGGAUUUGGUGUCUUGUCUCUAUUGCUGCUUCUUUCUUCCCAUCACAACAUCUUCAGGGUGUGUGCCGAAGGGCUGGGUCGCUGUGGGCCCAUGGGACGUGCUUGGUGGCUGCUUUGCUCCUGUCCCCUUUGGCUCUGUGGGAUGUGGCAGCAGGGCCCUACUGCUGCCAGGGUGAUGGGCUGAACAGGAGCACCAGGACCUGGCUGCAGGAGGCUCAGGGCAGCUGGAGGGACCUGCCCACUGCAGGCUGGGCUGGGGCUACUGUUCCUGCCCUGCACAGCUGCAGGGAAGCCCUUGGAGACCCAGUGGGAUGGCUGAAAAAUUGUGCAAGUGUUUUGGGCUUUGUUUGUUUGUUUUGGGGGUUUUGUUUAUUUGGGGUUUUUUGUUGUGCUAUGUUUUUGGGGUUUUUUUUUAAGCACCUGUCUUACUCCUACUUGCUUUCUUUAAUCCUUGAACUAGCAGGAAAUAGUGAAACAAACCAGCACUGGAUAUUCACUGGAAAAAGGCAGCUGUGAAAGUCCCAGCUUUACUGCUGCAUUGUCUGUGCUCUACUUAUCUGUUAAGUCAUGUACUAGGCGUCCUAAUUGUCCUCAAAAUUGUUUAUCAGAUUUUACACAUGAUUUCUUAAAAGUAAAAUUAGCUUAGUAGCUUUAUAGGCUUGAAAAAACAUAGUUCAGCUGUCUGUGUGGAACAAAUAACCUCUGUGUAAAUGGUUUGUAUGUUAAAUAUAAACCUAAAACUUGUGACUGAAGCAUGAAUGCAGGGGUUGGCUGUUGGUUUAAGCAAAUCAAACACUGAACAGGUACUUUGUGUAUCCUGCUUUCCUUUUGCAUAAAAGGUACUGAAUCUUCCAUAAUUCCGGGCUAUUUUUCCUGAGUGCGUGCAGCCUGUUCAGAUGGAAUGUGUAUGGGAUGAUUGCUGUUCUUCAUCUUUAUUAAGCAGAAUAUAAAUAUUAAACUUGUCUUUGAUUCCAGUGCAA